Salvelinus sp. IW2-2015 is the source of this 1550-nucleotide messenger RNA. RefSeq names its product CD276 antigen homolog. Gene Ontology annotation, molecular function: signaling receptor binding. The record is from RefSeq and is a predicted model, not a curated record. Gene Ontology annotation, biological process: T cell costimulation; T cell receptor signaling pathway; cellular response to lipopolysaccharide. Gene Ontology annotation, cellular component: external side of plasma membrane. Lineage: Eukaryota; Metazoa; Chordata; Actinopteri; Salmoniformes; Salmonidae.
AAUAGCGAAAGCGAAAGUAGCGAAACAGCCUGUUGCAUGUCAAUUUUGCAAUCUUUAUCAGAUCUUUCGACACCUUCUACACGUCAACAGCCUGUAGGGGUUUGCGAGGAAUCCAAAGAUGACUUCAGCUACCAGCUUCCUGUUUUUUGCGAUCCAUUUAGCCUGUAUCAGAGCUGGAAAUUCCUCUGAGUCAUUUGUCAAACUGGAGUGUAAAACAGAAUACCAUGGGGUUUAUGGUCAGCAGUUAAUUCUAGGGUGCAUUGUCAAACCUAUGGUUGAGAAUGUGACCAUCAAAACGGUGACCUGGAAGAGAAUGGGAGCUGCUGCUAAAGAUGAUGCUAAUUUGUUGGAAUACCAUAGAGAUAAAAUGGACCUAACCCCUGGGUUUACAUUUGCUGAGCCGUCCUGGAACAAGAAUAAUAUGAAUGUGUCCUUGUUGUUGACAAAUACCAAGAUGGCCGACAAGGGGGUGUAUGAAUGCAUGGUGAACACAGACCGUGGUGAUACUACAGCUACAAUCAGCCUCAGUGUCACAGCUAAGUACAAGACUCCAACCAUGAGCUCCAUCCCUGAGACCAACAUCAAAGAGAACACAGAUGUGACCAUUUUCUGCAACUCUACAGACGGGCACCAGACAGGGUUGAUCUGGUGGUUUGACCAGUUUGGCAGCAAUUGGACGCGCAGUGCUGAACUGGUGGCCAAAGAGACUGACGAUGGACUGUUCAGCCUCUCCAGUAAAUUCACAGUGCUGAAGGCUACAUCCAGUUACACAAACUACACGUGCAAAGUGCUCAAUGUCAAUGGUGCCGAGGAGGGGAUGGCAUCAUUUGUGAUCCAGUUUGCGCCGCGAGACUUAGGUAGUAAAGCUGACCACUUGGGUAUUGUGUCCACCACCAAAUGGCUAACCCCGGUUGUAGUCAUAGGAUCUCUGAUCAUUGGACUCCUUGCUGCACUGCUGUUAUUUAAGAGGCGCUCUGCCCAACGAGCUCGAAGGCAGUCCACCUUCCCAUUAAUGAGUGGCCACCAAACAGAUACCAGGCAUGAUCAAGAUGUUGAGGCAGAAGGUCUAAACAGUGACAGGAACUGAUUUGUUAACUGGCAGUCUCUGGAAGGGACUGUUACCUUGACGAUCAAUAAGGGGCUUGUCACCAUCACUGUCCUUUGAUAGACUGUUUCCUGUUAAGUGUUCGGUGACAGUCACUUUGGCACUCAGGUCAUUCUGAUUCGAGGCAUUUGUUUCUUCAUAAUCUACUGAGGAUACCAGCCUUUAAGCACUGUGGUUGAUUACAAAUUAUAUAACUCUUUAACAGCCUAUGUUUAAAAGCCUAACAUGAAUGGUUAUAUACAGAGUUGCCAUGGUGUAGGUAUACUGUAGAUUCUACCAGCAUGAUUGUUAAAACUCAGGUCUGCUGAGCGCAAAUUUGAAUAUUGUGAAAAUCUGUGCAACUUCCGGUGCGGGUUUACUGUGAACACCGAGGCUGUACCUGCUUUAAGUUAGUUUUAACAGUGGUCAAGUAGGCUACUGUGGCUAUUUGAUCAUAAUGUAGGCC